UUGCCACACAUCAUUGCUAGAAUUUUGACAGUGAAGCCACGAAGUGUCAGUUUUAUUGGAAGUGUUGUUCUUGAUUGAACACGAAUUCUGUGUAAUCGCAAGUAAAUAAAGUAUCUAUAAGAAUGCCUCGACGUGGAAGAUCAGCAAGCCCACCGCCAGCUCCUCAAAGGAGGGCUGCACCACCACCAGCUCCGAGCCGCGUCCCUGCUCAUGCCCCUCCAUCCACCCCAGCUCCGGCAAUGGCUCAACCCCAGCAGCCUUCUAUGUUUGGGCAGAUGGCAGCCACGGCUGGAGGUGUCGCCGUCGGAUCAGCAGUGGGUCAUGUAGCUGGUAGUGCCCUCACUGGCUUGUUUAGUGGAGGCAGCAGCAGUGAGCCUGCACAGCAGCAAGUGCAAGCGCAACCACCUGCUCAGACUCUCAACCAAUACCAAAACCAGACUCCCCAGGGUCCUUGUGCUUGGGAGAUCAAGCAGUUCAUUGAAUGUGCUCAACAACAGCAUGACUUGACCCUCUGUGAGGGCUUUAAUGAGGCUUUGCGUCAAUGCAAGAUUAACAACCACAUAUAAAUUAAUUCCUCAAGGUGCCAUUAGAUGAUAAUUAAAUUAUUGUCAUAAUGAUUUAUUUUACAACACAUCUUUUUAUGUUAUACAAGAGAUUGUAUAAAUCUGUCUUUAACAUAAAACUUUUUUGUAGUUUAAAAACAUUUUAUUUAGAUAAACAAAUGGGGCACCUACCUAGUAUCUAUUAUUUCUGACUUAGCUUGAAGAAUUCCUACGCUUCUUAGGUUAUCAUGUUGCAAAUUGUUAGUGGUUUAUUUUUGUUUUGUAUUUAAUAUUUUAAGACACUUUAUUGUGAUGUAGAAUUCUAUAAUCUGAUUAUAUCUGUUUCUUUUACUUUUAGAACAAUAAAAUAUACAACCCAAAAACCACAA
Molecule: messenger RNA, 931 nt
Organism: Spodoptera litura
Lineage: Eukaryota; Metazoa; Arthropoda; Insecta; Lepidoptera; Noctuidae
Gene: Chchd2
Product: Coiled-coil-helix-coiled-coil-helix domain containing 2
Biological process (GO): mitochondrion organization
Cellular component (GO): mitochondrion; nucleus
Source: RefSeq, a predicted model, not a curated record